Aspergillus glaucus CBS 516.65 is the source of this 938-nucleotide messenger RNA. Its product is annotated as 2-hydroxy-palmitic acid dioxygenase MPO1. NCBI's taxonomy places the organism in Eukaryota, Fungi, Ascomycota, Eurotiomycetes, Eurotiales, Aspergillaceae. The transcript has 4 exons. Gene Ontology annotation, biological process: sphingoid catabolic process. Bases 233 to 802 code for a protein of 189 amino acids. The record is from RefSeq and is a predicted model, not a curated record. Gene Ontology annotation, cellular component: endoplasmic reticulum.
CUAGCAACCUGGAAGUGCCCAAAUUCUCCACCUCUUGGCUGGUCUAAGGGUCCCUUCUUCUUCUUCUUCCUCCUAUUUAUCAUCUGUCUUCUUUUGCUUGGACCUUUUGGUCGUCCCUGUUGCGCUGUUCUCGUGGAAAAUAACUCCUUGCAACAAUCCUUGUUCUUCUAAACCCCAGCACGCUCGGCAGCAGCCUCGGGAUUGGGAUAUACAAAAAAGGGCGUGCUUCAGAAUGGCUUUGAAUCUCGAAAGGCAGCUACUUUUUUAUGGCGCCUAUCACAGUAACCCAGUGAACGUCGCAAUCCACAUCACAUGCGUUCCGGUGUUGUUAUUUACGGGCAUUGUACUGGCCUCGAACACGCCCGCUCUAAUCAAUGUCUCUGAAGCUCUACAGUAUGAGUAUCUCCCGGCCAAUCUCGGAACGAUCGGCGGCUUCAUAUAUGCGAUCUUCUACGUCCUCCUCGAACCCGUCGCGGGCGGCCUCAUUGCGCCCGUCAUAAUCGCCGGCUCCGCGUUCGCAAACUACCUCUUGAGCACCUACGGCACAACGGUCAACUACUGGGCUGGUUGGAUUCAGGUGGCGUCGUGGGUGUUGCAGUUUGUUGGUCACGGUGCUUUUGAGAAACGAGCUCCUGCGUUGCUGGAUAAUCUGGUGCAGGCGUUUCUGUUGGCUCCGUUGUUUGUUUGGAUGGAGAUUCUGUUUUUCUUAGGAUACCGGCCGGAAUUGAGGGCUAGGUACCAUCAGAGCGUGGAGAGGGAAAUUGCUGCGUUUAAGAAGAGCCAGAAUGGCAAGGCGAAAUAAGUCUAACCAAGACUACAGCAUAUAGGGCGUGUACUGAGCAUAGUUAGAUGGCGUUUUUCAAUGGCAUGAGCAAUUCGCGUCGCAGUUAACCAUCCAUGUAUGUUGCCUGUACGGCGUAACUUCGAGUUAAUUGGGG